This is a messenger RNA of Vollenhovia emeryi, 1797 nucleotides long. Its product is annotated as isovaleryl-CoA dehydrogenase, mitochondrial. The coding region runs from base 298 to 1557 and encodes 419 amino acids. The record is from RefSeq and is a predicted model, not a curated record. Lineage: Eukaryota; Metazoa; Arthropoda; Insecta; Hymenoptera; Formicidae. Gene Ontology annotation, molecular function: flavin adenine dinucleotide binding; 3-methylbutanoyl-CoA dehydrogenase activity. The transcript is spliced from 8 exons. Gene Ontology annotation, cellular component: mitochondrion. Gene Ontology annotation, biological process: L-leucine catabolic process.
UCCCCCCCUCCGCCCACUCAGCACGAGCAUUACAAAGUCUACACGUUAUCAGCUAUUUCGUGUAGUUUUCUCCCCGGUGAGUUUCCGUCCUCUCCGUGGCGAGUUGGUCUCGCUCAAUUUUUCCAAUCGAUCGAGAUCGUUUAACGUCAAUAACAAACGUGAAUUCCACUAGAUUUUCCCAGUGCAAGCGACAUUAAACUCUCGCGUCAGUGUUUCCCUUUUGGCAGCGAGCAGAGCGAUUGCAAGUCGCUUAUCUCUCGGCUGAGAAACUCUCCAUAUUUAUCGACGGUAGACAGAAUGUUUCUGGCGCGUUGCAUCGCCGUUUCGCGGCCACUCGCGAAUCGCGUCGGCAAAAUCGGCGCGUGCCGCGCGUCGAGCUAUUACAAGAUCGACGAGAACGUCUUCGGGUUGAGCGACGACCAGAGAGAGCUUCGCUCGCUCAUUUUUAAUUUCGCGCAAAAGGAGUUGGCACCCAAGGCCGCCGAGAUUGACAGGAAAAACAAUUUCGACGAGUUGAGGGCGUUUUGGAAGGAACUUGGUAAACUCGGCCUGUUGGGUCCGACGGUGAAGCCGGAGUAUGGUGGCACAGGCGGCACGUAUCUGGACAAUAUCGUUAUCAUGGAGGAAAUUAGCAGAGCUUCGGCUGCCAUCGGGCUCAGCUACGGCGCACAUUCGAAUCUCUGCGUCAAUCAGCUCCAUCGAAAUGGCACGGAGGAACAGAAGCGCAAGUACUUGCCUAAACUGUGCAACGGCGAGCACAUGGGCGCGUUGGCGAUGUCGGAGCCGGGCUCUGGGUCCGACGUCGUCUCCAUGAAGCUGAGGGCCGAGAGAAAGGGUGACUACUACGUGCUAAACGGCAACAAAUUCUGGAUUACCAACGGCCCGGACGCGGACACGCUGAUCGUUUACGCGAGGACGGAUCCGAACGCGGAUAAGCCGCAGCACGGUAUCACCGCCUUCAUCGUCGAGCGCGGCACGGAGGGCUUCAGCACGGCGCAGAAGCUGGACAAGCUUGGGAUGCGCGGCUCAAACACCGGUGAACUUGUCUUCGAGGACUGCAAAGUACCGGCCGCGAACGUUUUAGGGGAAGUUAACAAAGGCAUUUACGUGCUCUUUAGCGGACUGGAUUUGGAGCGAUUAGUAUUAACUGGUGGGCCGUUGGGAAUUUUGCAAGCCUGUUGCGACGUCGCCUUCGAAUACGCUCAUUCGAGACAGCAAUUCAACCAGCACCUCGCGGAGUUUCAGUUCAUACAGGGAAAGAUAUCGGACAUGUACACGACUCUGAGUGCGAGCAGGAGCUACUUGUACUCUGUCGCGCGGGCCUGCGACGCCGGCCACGUAAAUCGCAAGGAUUGCGCCGCGGUGCUCCUCUUCACCGCCGAGAACGCCAUGAAAGCAGCGUCGGACGCCAUACAGAUACUUGGUGGCAACGGAUACAUCAAUGAUUACCCAACGGGGAGGCUGCUGCGCGAUGCGAAGCUGUAUGAAAUUGGCGCGGGUACCAAUGAGAUACGACGUAUGGUCAUCAGUCGGGCAAUCACCGAGGAAUAUCUGUGAAACAACGAGUUCUUCGUGGGACAUGUUAUUCAAAUUCUGAAUAAUAUUCGUAACGGAACAUUCUCUCGGAUAUUAAAGUAUACUGUAUUUUUUUAUCUCUUAAUUUUAGAUUGUUUUUUUUUAUCGUUUUGAACUCUAUUUUAUCGCAAGAGCAAGUUUUUAUACACAUUAAAUAUGUUUUUAUACACGAUAAGGGAUGCUAUUGUCAUCGGUUCUCGUGUACUCGCGGAUGGACCAGAA